AGAGCUGGAAUGAGAGAGGGAGGAGGGCCAGGGUAGCGAUGGCGGAAUUGCUGAAUGAAAGGAAGUGAAACGAAGGGGGGCUAGCCGCAUUUAGAACAAUACCCAGUAACUAGAUUCUCUUAGGGCUCAAUCAGGGAAGCAGCGUUCUCAUGGUAUGAUGAUGGAUCAUGGCCCUCGCCUGUCCCCAACAGUAGCAGCAGCAAACCCUAACUAACAAUCACUCCACUCUUCCACACCAUUCCAUCGCCGUCGGCUCAGUUUGUAUCUCCACCACUGGGUCCAUGAUUCUUGCGUAGCGUUACACACUGCAGUUACACACCGCAGUCGGUGAUUGUGUGCACAGGAGUUGAAUUCGGAGAAAUAAUCGUGUGUGUGUGUGUGGGGAGGGGAGGUGGUUUAGUUGGCGACGUCGACAGCUUGUCUCUUACCUUGGAUUCUCUGCAUUGUGAUGAAGCUGGGGAAAGCGUCAUCUGCGAUUCAUUUCGCACCACUGAUUGAGAACUUUAUUCGGUUCUGGACAUUCAUUGUAACAUGUCAACGCCAUCUGGGUUUCUCACUGAUGAGCAGCGGAAGUUAAUGGUAUCAUUAUCUCAAGGACGAGAUGCAGUUUCAGAAGAGAAGAAUUUGGUAAGAACAGUAUCACACGGGAAUCAGGAAAAUCCUGACCCUGCCGAGAAACAUGAGAAAUCUGGCGCGAAGCUCGUUUCUGUUGGCAGUAUGGAAUCCAAGAAAGAUCGUCAUUCUCAUUCCGGCAAGAACGGCAAGCCUAAAAAAGGCGGUGCUGGUGGGAAAGGUACUUGGGGAAAACUGCUAGCUGCUGACGGUGAGCUUGAGUUGGACCGCAAUGAUCCCAAUUAUGACAGUGAAGAGGAGCCCUACCAGCUUGUGGGGGCACCAGUGUCACAGUCCUUGGAAGAAUACAAAGAAAAGGUAAUCAGCCUUAUUGAGGAGUAUUUUGCAUCAGGUGACGUUGCAAGUAUGGCCAGUGAUUUGAGUAAUGUUGGUUCCCCCAAUUACCACCAUUAUUUUGUGAAGAGGUUAAUUUCAAUGGCUAUGGACCGCCAUGACAAAGAGAAAGAGAUGGCCUCUGUGCUCCUUUCAGCGCUGUACGCUGAUGUAAUUGAACCUGAACAGCUGGCCAAAGGUUUUGCCAACCUCUUGGAGGCUGUGGAUGAUCUUGUUUUGGACAUUCCAGAUGCCGUUGAUAUCUUGGCAAUCUUUUUAGCUCGUGCCGUGGUGGAUGACAUUUUGCCCCCGGCAUUUCUUUCCAAGACCCAAAAGGUAUUGGUAGAGGGCUCACAAGGACUUGCAGUGAUUCAGAAGACUCAAAAGAACUAUUUAUCGGCGCCUCACCACGCAGAAGUAAUCGAGCGUAAAUGGGGUGGUAGCACACACACUACAGUUGCUGAGGUGCAGGCGAAGAUUGUUUCCCUUCUCAAGGAGUAUGUGGAAAGCGGUGACAAAGCUGAGGCCUGUCGAUGUAUCCGGGAAUUGAAUGUGCCGUUCUUCCAUCACGAACUAGUGAAGAAGGCACUGGUAUUGGCUAUGGAGGAAAGAUCAGCUGAAGGAAAAAUUUGGUCUUUACUUCAAGAAGCUGCGGAGGAGGGCCUAAUCACUUCAAGUCAAAUGUCUAAAGGCUUUACCAGGCUUUCCGAUUCUAUCCAUGAUCUUGCUCUUGACAUUCCCCAGGCCAAGGAGAGGAUGGAGUUGUUCACAACGAAGGCCGUUGAGGAGGGCUGGGUUAGCGCUCCAUUUUCACGGGCAGUGGUCUCAGAACUCGCAAUGGGCUCUGCGGAGUCGCAGGAGUCCCGUACUUUUAAAGCCAAGGCUUCAAACAUUAUUCAAGAAUACUUCCUGUCUGAUGAUAUUGGUGAAGUGAUAAUAAGCUUGGAGGAUCUUGCAGCUCCUGAUUAUCAUGCUGCGUUUGUCAAGAGGCUUAUUACGUUGGCUAUGGACAGGAAGAACCGGGAGAAGGAAAUGGCUUCUGUUUUGGUUUCUGAAUUGUACGCAGAGGUGAUUCCUCUUGUUAGCAUAGCAAGGGCAUAUACGCUGCUACUCCAGUCCGCAGAAGAUACGGCCUUGGAUAUUCCAGACGCAGCCAACGAGCUGUCUUUGUUUCUGGCUCGUGCUGUAGUUGAUGAUAUUCUCCCCCCUUUGUAUCUUGAAGAGAUUAGCGAGCAGCUCGCUGAUGGUUCUCUUGGUAAGGAGAUUGUACGUAUGGCACAGUCUAUGCUCUGUGCACGCCAUGCAGGAGAGCGAAUUCUACGUUGCUGGGGUGGUGGUGGAACCGGACAGGCUUUGGAAGACGCCAAGGAAAAAAUUAAGUCUCUUCUAGAGGAGUAUGCGGCAGGUGGUGAACUAGCUGAGGCUUGCAGAUGCAUUCGAGAUCUGGAUAUGUCUUUUUUCCAUCACGAAGUGGUGAAAAAAGCUUUGGUGAUGGCGAUAGAGAAGAAUAACGAUCGUCCUCUCACAUUAUUAAAGGAAUGUGCGAACGAGGGACUCAUCACCACUAGUCAGAUGCUGAAGGGGUUCAGUCGUGUGAUAGAUUCAAUUGAUGAUCUUGCACUUGAUAACCCAAACGCAAGAGAGAAGGCAAAUGGGUAUGUGGAACAGGCCAAGAAGGAGGGCUGGUUGAAGUCCACUUUUGGUAAAACCGAAUCUGCUUCUAAUGUCACUAAGUGAAGGCCUCUGAAUAUGCAGACGGUGACGGUCACAGGUACUGAUGAGAAGGUGACCGCUACCCCUCUUGCGUGGUGUCUGUUCACCCGGACUGUAAUGACGGAGUGCUCACCUAAGGCAUUUACAUUUCGAUGAAGUAAGUUGAACGCACCUACCGACCUCUACCAUGUUAAUACAAGGUUCUGGUGGUGGCGAGUACAAAAUUCUUAUCAUCUUCCGGUGGAUCGCCCUUCUACUGUAGAUCAAGGUACUGCUUGGAGCAGUUCCUUAGAUCUCCUUGCAGCACAGGGAAAUGAUGCUUUUGCAUUGCUGGUCCGUUUGCCUUUUCUCAGCGCAAACUUGAUUUAGGUGGCAAUCAAAGGCCCUUGUUUUGAGCAGUGUGCACAAGUGAUUCUCAUUUUCACAGACAAUCAAGUUUUGUUCGUGAACCGCGGUCUUUUAUCUUCA
Messenger RNA from Physcomitrium patens, 3126 nucleotides. Its product is annotated as MA3 DOMAIN-CONTAINING TRANSLATION REGULATORY FACTOR 4. NCBI's taxonomy places the organism in Eukaryota, Viridiplantae, Streptophyta, Bryopsida, Funariales, Funariaceae. The record is from RefSeq and is a predicted model, not a curated record. Gene Ontology annotation, biological process: negative regulation of DNA-templated transcription.